AUGGAUGGUGCGUUUGACACUAUUUCUUUGGUAGUCUUUGGAUUUUUCAUUCUUGACAUGAUCAUACGAGUGAUGAUAUAUCCAACUUACUUCAGUAUUGGUUGCUGCAAUACUAGUGGUGUGAAUGGUGGAAAUGAUAUUCAAACUGGUUGUGUAAUUGGAAGUUUUGUGUUUUGGUGUGAUCUUGUGUCUACCAUUACUUUACUCUAUGACAUUUCUUGGAUCAACAAAGAUGAAUAUAGUGUGAGGGAGAUUGAAAUUCAACUGAAUGAAUUUGGAAUACCGAUUGCUGGCGUUGGUCCCCACAGUAGGCUCGGCUUGGGGGAAGUGGAAAUCGAAUUAUUGUUGACCAUUGCCCGUACUGCUCGAGUUGUUCGGUUCAUUCGAUCUCGUACAGUGGUGAACAUGAGUAACAAAGUGAACUGGUAUUGGGCAUUUGAAAAGUUGCGAUGGCUUGACCCAUUCUAUUGUCGACGAAAGCUACGCAAGAAGAAGAAACCAACCCAAAGGAAUUCUCUGGGUAUGGCAACCGAGCACAAUCCACGUGCUGGAAUGGGAACUGCAGCGUAUCAGAGGGGAAUCUCCGCUGCGGUUCAGGUUCGGGAGGAAAUGGAAGCUAGACAAGCUAGAGAAUCGUCGAAGCGAUGGUCUGUGAUGAGAGUAUUGCAAACUAUGGGUUUACGAGAUAGCGAUAAAGGUGCACUGUCGGAAAAUGAGGCAGCGAAGCGGAUUCAGCGGGCCUGGCGAAAGCAUUUCAAAGCCGGUCAAGGCUCGUACAGUAGCGAAAGUUCCGACUUGCCAGACACUGGUUCAGUAAUGGGUGGGAACUCGAGAAAGAGUGGCACCUUUCGAAUUGCUAGUUCUCGAUUCCAGCAGAAGUCUGGAACACUGCAGGAAUCACAAGUUGGUAGUGAUAUGAGAGAGCUCACGGGACAACGGGUGGCAUUAGGGGUUCUUUUUUCUCUAGUAUUCACAGUGCUGUUCACGUACACAGAGCCGUCAACAACAACAGAGUCCGCAAUGAUCGUGCUCCACAACCAAACGAGAAAUCUUGCGUUUGAACGACCCGUUCUUAAUGCUGCCAAAGAUUCAUCUGUUCCACAUCUAUUCAAAUACAAGACAUCUAGGGACCAUGACUUUGAUCUGCCUUUGACUGACAUUAAUGGAAACGAGCUCAAAGAACGCGAUCAGCUUGUUGUGACGGUGAUCGAUCCCGACGACCGAAAAUCGAUUGGAUGGUUCUCAAAUCGUCGAUUGGAAACUCAAAAGGCUCUGACGUCAAUUGUUGCAACCUUUUUCAUCAUCAUUAUUUGGUUCGUUGGAAUGUCAGCAUUUGCAGGGCCGGUCAUGGUACUUGUUGUCACACCGAUUGAGAGGAUGGUCAGGCUCUUGGGCAUGUUAAUGCUUGAUCCACUGGGGUAUCAGUCAACGACGAAGUUCAAGAAGUUCCUCAGGGAAGAAGACGCACUAAUCCAAGGGACUCGAUGGACCAAAAAAGUUUUGAGGGGGAUGGAAACUUCGUUUCUCAUGUCUACAAUUCUGAGAAUUGGAUCUUUGAUGAAAGUUGGCUUUGGUGGUGCUGGAGUCGAAAUCAUUCGUAACAACUUGCAAAAGGGCCAGACCAAAAAUGUGCUGAUUCUUAGUUCUCAGGGUUCCACAGUCUCUUGCAUCUUUCUGUUCUGUGAUAUUCGUCAGUUCACCAACGCAACAGAAAGUCUGCAAGAAGAGGUUUUCGUUUUCACAAAUCGAAUCGCCGCGGUGGUUCAUUCGAUUUGUCAUUCCUAUGGUGGGGCUGCAAAUAAGAACGUUGGUGAUGCUUUUCUGCUCAGUUGGUCACUUGAGGAUCCUGAGAGUAGUCGAGUAUCGAGAGCUCGGAGUAUGGGAGACAGCGGUCUCAGAGCUUCCAAGGAGCAGGCUGACAAAGCACUGCUCGCAGUUACAAAGAUUAGCCAAGCGCUGUACUAUGAUAAGUUUUAUCUGGAACCGUUGAGUGAAGUUGCAAGAGCCAGACUAAAGGAGAAGCUACUGAAAAAGAAGACCGGCCCUGUUGUCAAGAUGGGUUUCGGCUUGCAUGCUGGAAAAGCUGUCCAAGGUGCCAUUGGUUCGCAGCGAAAAAUUGAUGCGACGUAUGUUUCCGAAGCAGUCAACAGAGCUGAAUUCCUUGAAUCAGAAACGAAGACAUAUGGCUUGCAGCUUCUUAUGUCGGGCAUUUUCCACAGCCUUCUGACCGAAAGCACGAAGAGGCGUUGCAGAAAAAUUGAUCAAGUGUAUGUCCCAGAUGACGAUGAUGAAGACGAUGAAGACGAUGGCCAUUGGAGGGACGAGGAUGAGUUGAUUCAUUUACAUACGUUCGACAUGGAUAUCAGUGCAAUAUACCGAACGCCUCAACCACGAAAGAGUGCUCCAAAAACAGACAUGUCAUCCGACGGGGGAUCAAGUGAUCUUGAAAAAGGCCGUAACAAGCGUUUGGAACGUGUUCGGUCUAACCGUAACAUGCGGAACCGUCGGCGAUCGUCCCUAUCCCUUCGCCCAAGCGGAAGACUUUCUCUUUCCGUUUCGGAAGAGGUACAAUCGGCUGUAAUGGAUGGUGCAAGUGUCAGCUCAAUGCGGACCGCUGAGGAGCCUUCUGAUUUCAGUGGACCUCAAGAUCUCGUUUUGCCGCGAGGCCCUGCUAUAUACAACAAAAAUGCGUGGCUGUCACCAGAGAUGAAACGCAUGCGCGAAAAAUACGUACAAGGUCUCUUCUUUCAAAACUAUGCGAAGGGUUUGAAAGCAUUUUACAACAAAGAUUGGGACACGGCGAAGCAAUGCUUCCAAACGGUACUCAAUGAAUCAGAUGAUGGGCCGUCUCGUCAUUUCUUGAAGAGAAUCAAGGAAUGUAACGGAGUGCCACCCAAGGACUUUGUGCCCUACAGGAAAAUGUGGAGAUUUUCAAAGGCGAUGGACACUGAUGAUGCUCUUGGACCAUCCCGAGAAUCGGAAGACUCGGCGCUUUCAAAGGUUCUGCUUAUUCUCUUAUCCUCUGUGAUCGCCAUUCUUGUUGCUUCAGUAAAAUGGAAGCAUAGUUUCAAGCUCUUUCUUAUUCCGAACAACAAUGCAACAAAAGCACAACCAAAGACUUCUCCACCAACCGUUCCCUUUAUUUUGAUUCGAAAAGAAGGAGAUGUUCUCCCAUCCCGGAAAAUCCGGAAGUCAAUGGAUAAAUACAAGAGCGAUACCUAUCAUGCUCUCAAAGGACUGAGUCAACAAAUGGAUCAAGCAAUCGAACUUGAACAUGGACUUUCGAUUCAUCAAGGAGCCAAGCUAUCCACAAAGAUCCAAAGAAGAAUACAAAAACUGUCCGAUAUCUUUGAUCACAAUGAGAAGAUAAUUCGAAGUCUUCUUGCUCCCAUGGAUUUUAUUACAUCUCUUCCAGAUAAUGGAAUCAUCCAGUCGAAGGGAGAAAUGUUGAAGAGAGACGAGGAAGUGUAUUCAGAAAGUGGACAAAGCAACCCGAACUAUCCGAAUCCAUCCACAUUACCCCAUUCAUCAAAGCAGAAUGCAACAAACUUGCUAGAAGAGAAUGUCUAUGAUAUGACGGCCCAAAUCAUUGCCCAUUUGGUGCGAGAUUGGUCAGCUGCUGGGUCCAACAUUCGGGAAAGCCUUUACUUGUGGGUUUGUCGGGAACUAGUGAAACGAUCCAGGCAUCGACAAGACCCUGUACUGGUCCCUGGUGCGGGGAUGGGACGACUUGCCUAUGAUAUAUACUCACUUGGCUUUACAGUCGAGGCCAACGAGAUAUCCCCGGUGAUGGCGGCGGCCGCAAAGUCCAUUCUAAUAGAGAAUAGUUCUGGUUUGAUAUAUCCAUAUGCCUUGGAUGCAAUGUCCAAUGAGGUAGAAUCUUCGAGGCGAUAUGAUAAAGUGUCCUUUCCAGAUGUCCCUGUGGUACAUCUGUCAGAAAAAUUCUCGCUGUCCUUUACGAUUGGAGACUUUGCCGGAGCCUAUUAUUCAACUCAAGCUUCGACUUUUGGUGCCGUCACGACCUGCUUCUUCAUUGACACUGCUACAGAUAUUUACGAAUAUAUUGCAUUGAUUAAGGGCUUGCUGAAGCCAAAGGGUAUCUGGAUAAAUGUUGGUCCGGUCCAGUGGCAUGCAAAUGCUCUGUUGCGACCGUCGGCAGAUGAAUUGAAAGAUUUGCUCCUAGCCUUUGGAUUCACAAUCAUCACUUGGAGUAUCGACAACAAACCCGUCCCCUACCGACAUGACAGCGCCUCCGACGGAAGCGGAAGAGAUUCAUUUGUACGAUCCACAAGUUUUGAAGGCUAUCGUCCACUGAGAUUCGUGGCCAUUCGAGAAUAUUGA
This is a messenger RNA of Cylindrotheca closterium, 4341 nucleotides long. The record is from the annotation of a GenBank genome assembly. NCBI's taxonomy places the organism in Eukaryota, Bacillariophyta, Bacillariophyceae, Bacillariales, Bacillariaceae.